Molecule: messenger RNA, 1577 nt
Organism: Brachypodium distachyon (stiff brome)
Lineage: Eukaryota; Viridiplantae; Streptophyta; Magnoliopsida; Poales; Poaceae
Product: exopolygalacturonase
Exons: 3
Coding region: 15-1268 (417 amino acids)
Biological process (GO): carbohydrate metabolic process
Molecular function (GO): polygalacturonase activity
Source: RefSeq, a predicted model, not a curated record
UAGCCAGGACGAGAAUGGCUUUGUGCAACGAUGCAACGUGGCUUGUGUUCAUCCUUGUGGCCAUGUGCGCCGUGAGCGGGGCGAAAAGGCCCGUAGCCAAGGAGAGCGCCGGUCCUGCUCCUGCCCCUGCACCGGAGGAGGCGUCCGGCGAUGGUGGGACCUUCGACAUCACCAAGCUCGGCGCAGCCAGCGACGGAAAGACGGACUGCUCAAAGGAACUGGAGGAGGCGUGGAAAUCGGCGUGCGGGGCGGCCGGGCAGCACACGGUGGUGAUCCCCAAGGGGGAAUUUCUGUGUGGACCUGUCAACUUCAGCGGGCCGUGCGAGGGCGAUGUGACUAUCCAGAUCGACGGCACCUUGCUGGCCACCAACGACCUGCCCAAGUACGGCGGUGGUAGCUGGAUCAACAUCCUCAAGGUUGACAACCUGGUCAUCACCGGCUCCGGCACGCUGGACGGCCAAGGAUCUAACGUUUGGACCAAGGAUCCCCAGGCCAAGGCCGGCUAUCCCAACACGCUGGUGCUGGACUACGUGAAGAACGGGAGCGUGUCGGGCAUCACGCUGCUCAACUCCAAGUUCUUCCACAUGAACAUCUACAUGUCGUCGGACGUGAAGAUCGACAACGUGACCAUCACGGCGCCCGGGGACAGCCCCAACACGGACGGCAUCCACAUCGGCGACUCCUCCAACAUCCACGUCACGGGCGCCACCAUCGGCACAGGGGACGACUGCAUCUCCAUCGGUGGCGGGAGCGCCAGCAUCACCGUGACCGGGGUGACCUGCGGGCCGGGUCAGGGGAUCAGCGUGGGGUGCCUGGGCAGGUACAAGGACGAGAAGGACGUGUCGGACGUGACGGUCAAGGACUGCGUGCUCCGGAGUAGCACCAACGGCGUCCGGAUCAAGACCUACGUGGACGCCGUCAAGUCCAUCACGGCCUCCAACCUCACCUUCGAGAACAUCAAGAUGGAGGACGUGGCCAACCCCAUCAUCAUCGACCAGAACUACUGCCCCGAGAAGAUCUGCACCGCCAAGAGCAAGUCCGCCGUCACCGUCAAGGACAUCAUCUUCCGCAACAUCACGGGGACGUCAUCCACGCCGGAGGCCGUCAGCCUGCUCUGCUCCGAGAAGCAGCCCUGCAGCGGCGUCGAGCUCAUCGACGUCAACGUCGAGUACAGCGGCAAGAACAACAAGACCAUGGGGGUGUGCACCAACGCCAAGGGCAUUGCCAAGGACACCCUCCAGGCCCUCGCCUGCGUCUCUGAUGUGUGACGACCCUGUCGAGCUAGCUCCAUCCCAUCCCAUCCCAUGCAUGCAUGAGCUAGUAUAGAUCGAUCUCUAAGGAGCAUGCAUGAGCUUUUGACUUACUGAUAUCAUUAGUUUAAUUUUGUAACUGAGGCUGGCCAUUAAUUGUAUUUCAAGUGUAUAUUAUUUCUUUACACAUGUUACCAACACUCUUCAUCUGGGCUUAAUUUUGUCCCAUUGUUGAUAAGAGCGCCCCCUUCUAUUCCUGAUAAGUGUGCUCAUACAUCAAGUUAUUCUUUCACAGGAAAUUGAGAGCUGGAGACAUUCCUGGAGCAA